AUGAAUCCCAACGUGCUCAAAGAGCUCAAACCAACGGACACGGUGACUGUUAUUUGGGACUCCCUCGGCUCUCAGACGGUUUCUUCAAACGAAGUAAUGCAUUCAUUGCUCCGAAGUCUCAAAUCCGCCGUACCCAACGGCAUUGUUCAGUUGGAGAACCUGAGUAUCUUCACUGCAAGCACUGUUGCCUCUGCAGGUUCAGUCAUCCUCACUGGGUGGCCAGAGGCUUUCCCUACUGGCAAGCACGACUUUAAACUUUUUUCCGCACUGGUUGUUAAAAUGCCUGUUGGUGGCAGAUUGAUCUCACGCGAGGCUGUUGGAGGGGACUUGGCCGCGUCUGUUGGGCGGAUUCGUAAGGCCGCCUUGCUCAGCGGUCUGGUUAACAUAAAAUUUAUCGAGUGCGAGAGCGGGUGUGUGUGCUUGAGCGCCUCGACCCCCUCCACCUACCGGACGGGCGCGAGUGCUAAACUGCCUUGGGCGACGGAUACCGUCUCAGACGACGUAUGGAGUGCUGUGGAGGCGGAGGAAGGCGGCAAUCUGAUCGACACGGAGAAGCUGCUCAUUGAAAGCGACUUACAGAAGCCCGUCACCGCCCCCUGCGGUGAACCCUCAGAGGGCGGGGUGCGGAAAAAGCGCGCAUGCAAAAAUUGCACCUGCGGACUGGCUGAACUUGAGGCCGUGGAAGCUGCUGCGGAGGCUGAGAAGGCUAACACAGCUGGGGCUAAAUCCGCCUGUGGCAAUUGCUACCUCGGAGAUGCAUUUCGCUGUUCCUCCUGCCCCUAUAGAGGGCUGCCACCCUUCAAGCCGGGCGAGCAGGUCGUCAUCCCGGACGACAUGCUUGCUGCGGAUAUCUGA
Molecule: messenger RNA, 855 nt
Organism: Echinococcus granulosus
Lineage: Eukaryota; Metazoa; Platyhelminthes; Cestoda; Cyclophyllidea; Taeniidae
Product: Anamorsin
Exons: 3
Coding region: 1-855 (284 amino acids)
Biological process (GO): iron-sulfur cluster assembly
Cellular component (GO): cytoplasm
Molecular function (GO): iron-sulfur cluster binding
Source: RefSeq, a predicted model, not a curated record